CUGAAAUCCCUGUCCUGUUGACUCACGGCCCGUCUCGAGGCCCAGUCAUCCGGUCCUCACGUGAAGCAGCCCGACCUGCGCAUCGGACACCGCGUCGAGGAUUUCGUUCGAACUCGUCCACCAUAGUCGAGUCACGUGCCAGCGUGUUUAUCAGUGUGGAGCGACUAGACCAGGAGGUUCCCUCUCAGUCCACUGUCUCGCACGCUCCUCGACGGCAGUGUUUAUCCUCGCAGCGACGCCGAACGAGUUUGGGAAAUGGACGGGAAGCCACCGCCGUAUGCACCGGAGUAUCCGCCGCCGUACAACGGGCCGCCGCCAGGGUUCGCACCGGGCCCCGGCAUGGGACCGAUGGCUCCCCAGGGACCCCCAGGACCUGCCACGUACGGUGUCCCCGUCGCAUCCGCACCAGGGAUCACCGUCGUCACCACAGUCGGACAGUGCCCCACCUGCCACGCCGGGUUCCUGACGGACGAAUUCACCUGCUGCGGGAUCACGAUGGCCGUGCUUUUCUUUCCGAUCGGGGUCCUCUGCUGCCUGGCCAUGAGACAGAAGAGAUGCUCUAAUUGUGGAUCCACUUUCAGUUGAAGACAUAUCAAGUUGUUCUUCCUUCCUUUUUUUUUUUCUUUUUCCGCUUUCGACGGGCUCUCUGCUACGUGAUUCGUAUUUCGGGGAUGAACGAUGAAUCGGGUAGUGCUUGCUUUGAUUCCAGAGAGUCCGCGUGUGAUAUACCAAAGCAUCGUACCUUUCCGUGCCGUGUCCGAAAAUAAAAUGCACCGUUCGCCCAUCAA
Darwinula stevensoni is the source of this 788-nucleotide messenger RNA. The record is from the annotation of a GenBank genome assembly. NCBI's taxonomy places the organism in Eukaryota, Metazoa, Arthropoda, Ostracoda, Podocopida, Darwinulidae.